This is a messenger RNA of Babjeviella inositovora NRRL Y-12698, 1209 nucleotides long. RefSeq names its product acetate uptake transporter family protein. Gene Ontology annotation, cellular component: plasma membrane. Bases 493 to 1023 code for a protein of 176 amino acids. Gene Ontology annotation, molecular function: acetate transmembrane transporter activity. The record is from RefSeq and is a predicted model, not a curated record. The transcript has a single exon. Lineage: Eukaryota; Fungi; Ascomycota; Pichiomycetes; Serinales.
CAUGAUACGGUUAUCCCUAUAGUAUAUAAGAAUCUUCUUUUUGUAUAUUUAGUGUAAAGCAACCAACGAGAUUCUCUCUUAGUUGGCUCGUACCCAGAAUAUCCUUUUAUUUUUACCCCAGUGACGUACAGGACCCAAAUAAAAUACGAUCCGAUAAUAAGUGCGAUGUCCCACGCUUAUAACGAAAACGAAAAAAAAAGCAUCCCAGUGGCUGGCCGUACCUCCAUCGGCUCCUCUAGCUCUGCCGGCCGCGCUUACAGUCAUCUACCGCUCAACCUGAAUGAAAACUGCGAUGCCUCCCGCUAUGAAACUACCUCUGACUGCGAGUAUGUCUAUUUGGGUAACCAGAAGUUCAAGAGAUCAGAAGUUGCCUCCGCCUUCGCCGGUACGUUCAACCCUGGUUUGCACUAUGUGGGAAAACUGCGAUCAUAUGCCAACCCUGCUCCUUUAGGGUUGGCCGGGGUGUCAAUUCCAACCAUUGCCCUUGGGAUUAUGCAGCUCGGAGGUGGCGGACUUGGAAAUACCAAUGUAUUAGCAGGCGCUGGGAUGUUCCUUGCGGGGAUCUGUUUGAUGCUCUCGGGGAUGUGGUGUAUGUUCUUAGGAAAUACUUUUGGUGGUACAGUGUUUACGGUGUUUGGUGGUAUUUGGUUGAGCUAUGGGUACGUGAUGGCUCCAUCAUCCGGAAUUGUGGCAUCCUAUGCAUCCAUUGAGGAUUUCCAGCAUGCUAUGGCAGCAUAUGUGGCCACCUGGACACUUUUUGCGUUCAUGUGUUGGGCAUUGACUUUCAAAUCCACGGUUAUGUUCUGUGCUCAGUUCAUGUGGCUCAGUUUGCUGUUUCUUACUGCAACUAUCCAGUUAUACACUAACUCCAAAGCUUGGCUUAAAGUCACGGGUGUCUUUUCUCUCUUGAACGGUGCGUUCGGAAUGUAUAAUAUGUUUGCAGGUAUGGCUGACGAAACCAACUCUUAUUUUGUUAUCAAGUCUAUGUGUAUGCCAGGUGCCCAGGAUCCGGCAAAGAUAUAGCAGCAAGGUUCCAUGGGGUGCUUCCUCGUUUAUUUAUCAAACUUUUCCAGCGUCUCACCUGUAAGCUCUCGGGUUGUGGUCUACCGAUUUCCCAGACCCACACAUACCAAAGACCGUAUUCUCGUAACUCACGCCGGGUAGACGUCAAAUUUGUUUACAUAUUGUAUUAAAUUGACAAUAGACAAG